AUGUCUCCGCGAGGCGGUUCUUAUAUCCUGCAUCUGAGCGCACUUGGCGCCGAUGCGGCCAGCCCAUGCGAGCUCGGCCAGAUCGUGACAGACCCUCUUUCGCCAGGGACCACGGUGGUUUCCAGUGUCAGUGGUGCAGACCUGCAGGAGAAGUACCCGGCGGUCGAUGUAGUCACUCAAACGGCCUGGAGCCGGAAGAUCUUUCAAAGCAGGCCCCAGACGAGCUUCUCCAUUUCCGUGGGGACGCAACCGCCACGUACCCCUGAGUUUGGUGGAUUCAUGCAGCGUCCUUUUGCAAGGGGUAUGCACCCAGCCGAGCCAAGCUUCGGUGGACUCCGGUAUAGUCCUUCAGGGAGACACCAGCCCUGGUCCAGCCCCUUUGACCAUCCGCGAGCCAACCGAUGGGGGAAUGAUCCUUUUUGGGACGCGCCCGAACCCGGAAACCAUUUCUGGGAUGACCCCGUCCCGAUUCCCAACUCUCCGCGCACGGGCACGGAUAUUGAACUUUCCAGCGACCGCGUAGAGGUUCAUUGCCUCCGGCACUUCCCAUCUCCGGAGGAAGUCAAAUGGCGCCUCGAGGAUUCGAAAUCUGAACAGGACCGCGACCGAUCUUCCCACUGGACGUCGUGGCUGUCGAGCAAGACAACCUAUUACAUGGUCAUCGGGGUACAACGUGCGCAUGAUAUGUCCUACAAGAUCACAGAAUGGGAGAGCGGAAACGCCUCUUCGGAACGAUCCGCAAAAGAGGCAGGAUCCGUGACCAUCGCCUAUAAGCUACUCCAGAUCAACGUGGACAGCUCGGGCGGGGUUGCGCUCACCAGCCUUUCGGACAGCGCGACCGCCGACGAAGUCCGCACCUACAUCAUCCAAGCCCUCGUCACCAAGCACGAUGUGACGGUGGACUUGGCCACAAAACAAGCCGCUAACUGGGACAUCGGUCGCGGCUCCGAACUCCGAGCCGCGACCAUCGACCACCAACGUGUGUUUGGCGAUAAUGUCGGGCUGUGCCUGCAUCGCGCGAUCAGGGAAGAUGAGGUCACCCCGGGCAGGAUUCCAUCGCGACGCUGA
Aspergillus japonicus CBS 114.51 is the source of this 1068-nucleotide messenger RNA. RefSeq lists its product as uncharacterized. Lineage: Eukaryota; Fungi; Ascomycota; Eurotiomycetes; Eurotiales; Aspergillaceae. The record is from RefSeq and is a predicted model, not a curated record. The coding region runs from base 1 to 1068 and encodes 355 amino acids. The transcript is spliced from 2 exons.